AUGCCAUCGUUUGCUGUUGGUGAUUUCAACAACGAUACUCGACUAGAUAUUGUUGUUGCCAAUUUAGAUAGUAAAGAUGUGAGUGUCCUUCUUGGAUAUGGGAAUGGUUCUUUUGCACAACAAACAAACUAUUCAGUUGGCUCUUCUCCACAAUCUGUAGCUGUUGGUGAUUUCAACAACGACACUCGACUAGAUAUCGUUGUCGCCAAUCAGCUUAGCAGAGAUGUGAGUGUCCUUCUUGGAUAUGGAAAUGGUUCUUUUGCAAAAGAAACAAGAUAUUCAGUUGGCUAUUCUCCACAAUCUGUAGCUGUUGGUGAUUUCAACAAUGACACUCGACUAGAUAUUGUUGUUGCCAAUUUAGAUAGUAAAGAUGUGAGUGUCCUUCUUGGAUAUGGGAAUGGUUCUUUUGCACAACAAACAAACUAUUCAGUUGGCUCUUCUCCACAAUCUGUAGCUGUUGGCGAUUUCAAUAACGAUACUCGACUAGAUAUCGUUAUCACCAAUUUGUAUAGCAGUGAUGUGAGUGUCCUUCUUGGAUAUGGGAAUGGUUCUUUUACAAAACAAACAAGAUAUUCAGUUGGCUCUCAUCCACAAUCUGUAGCUGUUGGUGAUUUUAACAACGACACCCGACUAGAUAUCGUUGUCGCCAAUGAGUUUAGUAAUGAUGUGAGUGUCCUUCUUGGAUAUGGGAAUGGUUCUUUUACAAAACAAACAAGAUAUUCAGUUGGCUCUUCUCCAUAUUCUGUAGCUGUUGGUGAUUUCAACAAUGACACUCGACCAGAUAUUGUUGUCACCAAUUAUAGAAGCAAAGAUGUGAGUGUCCUUCUUGGAUAUGGAAAUAGUUAUUUUGGAAAAGAAACAAGAUAUUCAGUUGGCUCUUAUCCAUCAUCUGUAGCUGUUGGUGAUUUCAACAACGAUACUCGACUAGAUAUCGUUGUCGCCAAUUAUUAUAGCGAUAAUGUGAGUGUCCUGCUGCAAUAUAACAGAGGAGCGAUAGCAAAUAAAAUGGCCUAUGCAUCUGGCGGUGGAUCUAGCCUACAAUGUGUAGUAAUUGGUGAUUUGAAUAACGACACUAAUAUGGAUAUCGUCUUGGCUAAUUACGGCACUAAUAAUAUAGGUAUCCUUUUGGGAUAUGGAAAUGGCAAUUUCGAAAAUCAAAUGAUGCUUAGCACUGGCAUAAAUUCUCAUCCGACUUCGAUUGCUAUUGGUGACUUCAAUGGUGACAGUGUAGUAGACAUCGCUGUGGCUAAUUAUGGUACAAAGCAAGUAGGUAUGAUGCUUGGAUACGGGAACGCAACAUUUACAAGUCAAACAAGUGAAGGAACUAGUUUUGAUUCACGUCCGUUAGCUAUGGCUUCGGGUGAUUUUAAUAAUGACAAACGAUCGGAAAUCGCUAUCAUUUACGACAGAAGUGAUAAUGUGGAUAUCUUUGUUGCAUAUAAUCGUGGUACUUUUGCAAAAGAAACACGAUAUUCAGUUGGCUCUACUCCACGAUCUGUAGCUGUUGGUGAUUUCAACAACGAUACUCGACUAGAUAUCGUUGUCGCCAAUUGGUGGAGCGAUGAUGUGAGUGUCCUUCUUGGAUAUGGGAAUGGCUCUUUUUCAAAAGAAACAAGAUAUUCAACUGGCUUUCGGCCACAAUUUGUAGCUGUUGGUGAUUUCAAUAACGACACUCGACUAGAUAUCGUUGUCGCCAAUUAUGGCGACGAUGAUGUGAGUGUGCUUCUUGGAUAUGGGAAUGGUUCUUUUGCACAACAAACAAACUAUUCAGUUGGCUCUUGGCCAUAUUCUGUAGCUGUUGGUGAUUUCAACAAUGACACUCGACUAGAUAUCGUUGUCGCCAAUUGGGAAAUGAUGCUCAUGACUGGAAAUGGUUCCCGACCACAGUCGUUAGUGAUUAGUGAUUUUAAUAAUGAUGAUCAAAUGGAUAUUGGCGUCGUUAAUUCACGUGAGCAAAAUAUUGGUAUUUUUCUUGGAUAUGGAAAUAUCUCUUUUGCAAAUCAAGUGACAUAUUCACCUGGACUGUAUUCAUCUCCAUGCUCUAUGGCUGUCGGUGAUUUCAACAAUGAUACUCGAAUGGAUAUUGUCUUUGCUAGUUGUGACGCUGACAGUGUUGGUAUUAUUCUUGGAUAUGGGAAUGGCUCUUUUGGAAAUGUGAUGCCGUAUUCAACAGGUUCAAGUUCAUCUCGAUACUCUGUAGCUGUUGGGGACAUUAACAACGAUACUUUAGAAGAUGUUGUCAUCGUGAAUUAUGACCACAACACUUUAGGUGUAUUUCUGGGAUAUGUAUCGAACUCAGCAGUACUUUUUUUAUCAUGUGAACCUGAAACAAGUGAUAUAAAUUUAAUUUCUUAUUUAUUCGUUUAA
This is a messenger RNA of Rotaria sp. Silwood1, 2367 nucleotides long. The record is from the annotation of a GenBank genome assembly. NCBI's taxonomy places the organism in Eukaryota, Metazoa, Rotifera, Eurotatoria, Philodinida, Philodinidae.